Molecule: messenger RNA, 1711 nt
Organism: Neolamprologus brichardi
Lineage: Eukaryota; Metazoa; Chordata; Actinopteri; Cichliformes; Cichlidae
Product: alkaline phosphatase-like
Biological process (GO): dephosphorylation
Cellular component (GO): plasma membrane
Molecular function (GO): alkaline phosphatase activity
Source: RefSeq, a predicted model, not a curated record
CUCUCUGCAUUCACAUAGAAUCUAGACCAUGGCCAACAGACAUUACCUAUGUUUUAUUGGAUUACUGAUUUCCAUUUCGGUGCAGUGGACUUCGUGUGCUAACAAGGAUGAGCUCGAACCGUUCUACUGGAACAAUAAAGGAAGGAAUGCUAUUCACGCAGCCCUAAAUAAACCACGUAAUUCACACCAAGCCAAGAAUGGCAUCCUCUUCCUGGGAGAUGGUAUGGGUAUACCAACAGUGACUGCUGCCCGGAUCCUCAAAGGCCAGUUGGAGGGAGUAAGUGGGGAGGAGUCCAGUCUAGCUAUGGAUUCUUUCCCCCACCUGGCCCUUUCUAAGACGUACAACGUGGAUCAGCAGAUGCCAGACAGUGCUGGCACAGCAACAGCGUACCAGUGUGGUGUGAAAGCCAACUAUGGCACUCUGGGGGUCAGUGCUGCCACUCCAAGGUACGACUGCCAGGCUACCCAUGGGAAUGAAGUCAUAUCUGUUCUUCACCGUGCCAAGGCUGCAGGGAAAUCAGUUGGCAUUGUCACCACAACCAGAGUUCAACAUGCUUCUCCUGCUGCAGCCUACGCUCACGUUGCCAGCCGGGACUGGUAUUCUGAUGCUGAUCUCCCAGAUGAGGCAGUCCAGAAUGAGUGCCGUGACAUUGCUUACCAGCUGGUUUACAACACAGAGAUAAAUGUUAUCCUCGGUGGAGGUCGUACCUAUAUGUUUCCCACAACAGUGGAAGACCCAGAGUAUUUAAAUAAGACAGGAGUCCGAAAGGACGGAAAAAAUCUGGUCGAUGAAUGGUUAAAGAACAAACCGAAUGCUAAAUAUGUUUGGAACAAGGCUGACUUUGAUGCUAUCAAUCCUGCAACGACAGACUUCCUGAUGGGUCUGUUUGAGCCCAAAGACUGCUGGUACGAGCUGGAUCGUGACCCCUCCAUGGACCCAUCCCUUACAGAGAUGACAGAGAAAGCUAUCAAGAUCCUCAGCAAGAACCCCAAAGGAUUUUUCCUCUUUGUGGAAGGGGGGAGAAUCGACCACGGUCACCAUGCAACAAUGGCCAAAAAGGCACUCCAUGAAGCUGUACAGUUUGACCGAGCAAUCGAGCGAACGGCUGACCUCGUCAGUGACCUGGACACUCUGACUAUAGUCACUGCAGACCACUCUCAUGUUUUUGCUUUUGGAGGUUAUUCUCCCAGAGGAAACCCUGUUCUAGGGAUCUCUGAUACCACGGCUACUGACAACAAACACUUCACCACUGCUGUGUAUGGGAAUGGACCAGGAUACCAGAUUGCCAAUGGAAGUCGCCCGGAUGUGAAUGAAUCAAUUUCAACGGACAACAACUACGUCCAGCAGACUGCUGUCCCUCUUGAUUCAGAGACCCACGGCAUAGAGGAUGUAGCGAUUUUUGCCAAAGGUCCCAUGUCACAUCUUUUUGAUGGAGUCCAGGAACAGAGCUACAUUGCUCAUGUGAUGGCUUAUGCUUUAUGCAUAGAGCCCUACGUGGACUGCCAAUUACCUGAAGGCAGCCAUGCUGUAGCAAGCCACCCUAGCCUGCUGCUUCUUCUGAUUAGCCUCCUUCUACUUCCUUUCUACUCUAUCUGAAAUGACAUGAUAUCUAUCCCUGGAAAAUCGGUGCUAUCUGAGAAUUUGGAUGAGGAAUAAAUUAUUGUUUUCGCUCUACUGUGUGUAAUUUAAAAAUGAUGUAGUAGUUUUAGA